Molecule: messenger RNA, 402 nt
Organism: Xyrauchen texanus (razorback sucker)
Lineage: Eukaryota; Metazoa; Chordata; Actinopteri; Cypriniformes; Catostomidae
Product: histone H2A-like
Exons: 1
Coding region: 1-387 (128 amino acids)
Cellular component (GO): nucleosome
Molecular function (GO): DNA binding; protein heterodimerization activity; structural constituent of chromatin
Source: RefSeq, a predicted model, not a curated record
AUGAGUGGCAGAGGUAAAACCGGCGGCAAAGCGCGAGCAAAGGCUAAAACUCGUUCCUCCAGGGCGGGACUGCAGUUCCCCGUCGGCCGUGUGCACAGACUUCUCCGCAAAGGCAACUACGCUCAGUGUGUCGGUGCCGGUGCUCCCGUUUAUCUGGCCGCUGUGCUCGAGUAUCUCACCGCUGAGAUCCUGGAGUUGGCCGGAAACGCCGCUCGGGACAACAAGAAGACUCGUAUCAUUCCCCGUCACCUGCAGCUGGCAGUGCGGAACGACGAGGAGUUGAACAAACUCUUGGGUGGAGUGACCAUCGCUCAGGGUGGGGUGUUGCCCAACAUCCAGGCUGUGCUGCUGCCCAAGAAGACCGAGAAACCCUCCAAGACCAAGUAAACCAACCCCAGUCUG